GGCGGAGCUUGUCAGAAUCCAGAUUCCGGAGAUCGGAGAUGAGUAUAACUACGUGCCUGCUCCCUCAAAUUCUCACGAUCUCCGUUGUGAGUUGAAUCUCGGCGAUUGAAAAGGUUCGUCACAAUGGUGAACCCUACCUCAGUGCUCGUCGCAGCUUCCUUGCUCAUCAAUCCUCUCGCCGCCACUUUGGUGGGAAAGAAUGAGCAUGACGCCGAAUACUCUCCUAACUACUCAACAGCAACCGCAUAUAGCAACAUCACAUCCAUUCUCGACAAAAUCCAGACGCGCGGUUACCUGAAAGUCGGCACAACGGGAGACUACAAGCCCUUCUCCUACAAAGUAACAAACCAAACUGCACUUCCUGCCACACCAGCCAUCAACACCACGUACAUCGGCGCCGAUAUUGACUUGGCGCAAUCGCUUUCCAACUCUCUUGGCCUUCCGCGUCCCGUUGAGUUCGUCCCAACGAUCUGGGCGAACAUCACAACGGACCUUGUAGCACAGAAAUUCGAUGUUGCGAUGAGCGGCGUUAGCAUCACUUUGGCGCGCGCGCAAAAGGUCUUCUUUUCUACUGCGAUUCAACGCGUGGGCAAGGCUGCCUGCGUGCGAUGCGUAGAUCUAGAAAAAUUCUCGUCUCUGGAGGCUAUUGAUACUGCUGGUGUCAAAGUCGCUGUCAACCCGGGAGGAACGAACGAGGCGUUUGAUCGGGCGAACUUGAAGGCCGCGACUAUCGUUCUGGUGCAGGACAAUAACGCUGUUUACAAAGCUGUCAUGGAUGGCGACGCCGAUGCAAUGAUUAGCGAUAUCAUCGAGGUCGAGUUGCAGGUUCGGCUGCACCCGGAUGUGCUCUGCAUCGUCAACCCGAAUGCGACUUUUACGUUUGAAGAAUUAGGUUACAUGGUUGGACGAGAUGUUGUGUGGAAACAGUAUAUGGAUAUGUUUGUGCAUAUUCAGCUUGGAAGUGGUGGAUGGAAUCGUACGCUGGAGAAGUGGAUGUCUUAUAAAUGGCCUUCAGUGUAGAUGAGUGUAUACGAGAUGGCUACCAAAUAGGAAAUGAACUCAUGGCUCUUUGAGCAGGAAGCCUGUAAUCUGUUAGGUCGCCAGCCAUUGCAGGCGUGAUGGGAAGCGGGUGGUAAAGCCAGAAAGGUUAGAUCCGGGAUUAAAUAACGAUCGUGAUGGCUGCAUUCGCGUAAUCACUAGGACCAUCCGUCU
Alternaria rosae is the source of this 1212-nucleotide messenger RNA. RefSeq lists its product as uncharacterized. Lineage: Eukaryota; Fungi; Ascomycota; Dothideomycetes; Pleosporales; Pleosporaceae. Bases 124 to 1020 code for a protein of 298 amino acids. The transcript has 2 exons. The record is from RefSeq and is a predicted model, not a curated record.